AUGUCUUCAUCGCAGCAAUCGUCACUUCCUGAAAACCAAGCCCCAGAUCAAAACCCAGAGCAUGACCAGGACGACCAUACUAUGAUGGAGGCUCCCGAUUCUCCUCCAGAUACCCAGUCGGUCUCAGCCUCCAGCCAGCCCUUCUCCGCUCAACAACCCACCUCUCAGUCAUCAGGCGGCAGCCGCUCUAACACGGAAGCGAAGCUCAACCAUGGCGCACCAGGCUCGAGCUGGAAUAACAAGAAGUUCUAUGAGGAGUACGAGAGGGUAUAUGCUCAGGUUAUAGACCAAUCAUGGGAUAACAGUGAGUUCAGCUCCCGCGCGCACCUUUUGGAAGAGCUGGGGACUGAUGGGUUGGAUAGCCAAAUACGGGGAUCCUUUACUUAA
This is a messenger RNA of Amorphotheca resinae ATCC 22711, 387 nucleotides long. RefSeq lists its product as hypothetical. The record is from RefSeq and is a predicted model, not a curated record. Lineage: Eukaryota; Fungi; Ascomycota; Leotiomycetes; Helotiales; Amorphothecaceae. The transcript is spliced from 2 exons. The coding region runs from base 1 to 387 and encodes 128 amino acids.